AUGGAGGAGGAGCUGCCAUCCUUGGUGGAAGCGAUUGUGCUGGAGCCUGCCUUGCGUGCGACGGAGUCUCAAGCUUCCGCCCUGGGUCUCUAUGCUGCCCGCCUAGAGGCGCCCAGGGCAGCAAAGCCACCUGCCCGUUUGGACGAGGUCAUCACCUUUUCCUUGGCGAGCGGUUCAUCUGCGCAACGCGCCUUGUUGCAAUUGGCAGCUGCCUUGUUGAGCCUCCAUGGCGUGUCGCCGGGUCGCCUGGUUUUUCGCCGCGGUGGUUUUCCGGGCGCCGAAGAUCGAGGCCUCCAAACCGCAGACCGCCGAACGCCACCCGGCGUGCCGUCCAAGAGCGUCAUGUCCUUCGCCAGCUUGCCCAGCCAGACGAUGGCGCCGAUCAGCCGGCUGAUGGCGUUGGUCUGGGGCAACAAGGAAGUGAUGCAGAAGGAUUCCAAGGCUGUCCUCACAAAAGAUGAGAAGCAGCUCAAGGUCGAAAGCAAGAUCGAAACCAACAAGCGCCAGAAGGAAGUUCGCAUCGAUGCGACCACCAUGGUGCCCACCGACCUAUAUUGGAGCCUCCUUCGCGCAGGAGAGCGUGCGAGGAGUGUGGGGCAACAUCGCUUGAAGACCGCGUCCAGGCAAUCAAGCAACGAGCCACACUUGGUGAGAAGCUGA
This is a messenger RNA of Durusdinium trenchii, 660 nucleotides long. The record is from the annotation of a GenBank genome assembly. NCBI's taxonomy places the organism in Eukaryota, Dinophyceae, Suessiales, Symbiodiniaceae.